This is a messenger RNA of Chionomys nivalis (European snow vole), 4370 nucleotides long. RefSeq names its product fibroblast growth factor 9 (gene Fgf9). Lineage: Eukaryota; Metazoa; Chordata; Mammalia; Rodentia; Cricetidae. The transcript is spliced from 3 exons. The record is from RefSeq and is a predicted model, not a curated record. Gene Ontology annotation, molecular function: growth factor activity; fibroblast growth factor receptor binding. Gene Ontology annotation, biological process: regulation of cell migration; positive regulation of protein phosphorylation; lung development. The coding region runs from base 817 to 1443 and encodes 208 amino acids. Gene Ontology annotation, cellular component: cytoplasm.
GGCUGCGCAGGAGGAGCGCUCCGCGGCCACGGCGCUGCGCGGCCCGCGCGGCGACACCUGUUCGCGGCAGCCCGGGCAGCACGCGAGCUCCGGGACGCGGUCCUCGCCCGCCGCUUGCCGCUCGCCUCAUUGCAAGCCGCUGGACCUCCGCAGAGCCUCUGCAGCGUUCUGGAUACUAGCUUUGGACGCCGAAAGUUUUUUUCUUCUUUUUGUUAUAUUAUCCUUAUUUUUUAGAGGAGGGACUGGGAGGAGAGAUUUGUCGCCGCCGCCAACGUGAGGUUUUUUUUUUCCUCCCCCUUGAAGGAUUCAUGCUGAUGUCUGCAGAGUCGGUUAGAGAGUAAAAACAGCGCAUGCCUUUCUGGAGUCAGGAUCCGUAAAUUCUGACGUAGCCCGAGCAUCUUAAAAAUCCCUGUAAUAUCGCCCAAGCACUUACGUUGCUAUGGUCAUUCUGAUCUCUAAGCAAAUGGAGAAACUACGGAUUUUUUUCCCUUAUUACGGUCGGAUGGGGUGAAGACCUUUCUGCCUGCUGAGAGCCGAGGCUCCAUAUGUAGCGAUGCAUAGCUGUGUUGAUCAGUGUCAGUGUGUGAGUAUAAAGUGGUGGCUUCUUAGACUAUCAGUGGUUUGACCUUGAACCUGUGCCAGAAAAACAGCAGAUUACUUUUAUUUAUGCAUUGGAUGGAUUGAAGAAAAGAACCCCUCUUUCCCUCUCUCUCUGCAACUACGGCAAGGGAGGGGAGUUGGAUAUACCUCGCCUAGUGUCUCCUGGUUGAUACGAUCAUUAUUGUUUAUUCUUGUGCUUAAAAGCCGAGUCCUCUGAUGGCUCCCUUAGGUGAAGUUGGGAGCUAUUUCGGUGUGCAGGACGCGGUACCGUUCGGGAACGUACCGGUGUUGCCGGUGGACAGUCCGGUGUUGCUAAGUGACCACCUGGGUCAGUCUGAAGCAGGGGGGCUGCCCCGGGGACCCGCAGUCACGGACUUGGAUCAUUUAAAAGGGAUUCUCAGGCGGAGGCAGCUGUACUGCAGGACUGGAUUUCACUUAGAAAUCUUCCCCAACGGUACUAUCCAGGGAACCAGGAAAGACCACAGCCGAUUCGGCAUUCUGGAAUUCAUCAGUAUAGCAGUUGGCCUGGUCAGCAUUCGUGGUGUGGACAGUGGCCUCUACCUCGGCAUGAAUGAGAAGGGAGAGCUGUACGGAUCAGAAAAACUAACACAAGAGUGUGUAUUCCGAGAACAGUUUGAAGAGAAUUGGUACAACACCUAUUCUUCCAACCUGUACAAGCAUGUGGACACCGGAAGGAGAUACUAUGUUGCUUUAAAUAAGGAUGGGACUCCAAGAGAAGGGACCAGGACUAAACGGCACCAGAAAUUUACACACUUUUUACCUAGACCAGUGGACCCCGACAGAGUACCUGAACUAUAUAAGGAUAUUCUAAGCCAAAGUUGACAAAGACAGUGUCUUCACUUGAGCCCUUAGAACAUAACCACUAUCAAUGCUUCCCUGCCGUGGGUUCUUAUUGAUUAGCAGGGCCUUCACCUCAGCUCCACUGUUGGCAAACUUUGUCGCAUGCAUAUGUAUGAUGGAAGCUUGGAUGGGGACUUGCUGAUUUGCUCUGCACUUAUGGGCUGGUCCUCCUGGAGGGCUGCCUGGGGCCACUUGCUUGAUUUAUUGUGAAAGCAGGGGAGAGGCUGCGUGAGAGGGUGUGAGUACCUGAGCGGGUGAGGCGAGGGGGACAGCAGCGCGCCAAGAGGACAACGGCCUGAUGCAUGCUGGGAAAUAGACAUGCUUUUACAUUUUUGAUCAGUUGAACUUCAUCCUAUAUCAGCACAGCUGCCAUACUUCAACUCAUCAGGAUUUUUGGCUGGUGGCCUGCUCAAGGGAGCACGCCUUUCCACAGGCGUGGAGGGCGCAGUCUCACUGAAAAGACUGUCAGCUCAUUCUCACUGAUAUCAUACAGUGAACUCAAAGCAAAGACCUCUUAGUUUAAAAGGAAAAAAAAAAGAAAGAAGAAAAGAGAAAAAAAAGAAAAAAAGAAAAAAGGUUAAAUUUAUUUAUAGAGAUUCCAAAGGCAACAUUUUAUUUAUUUUAUAUAUUUAUUUAUUAUAUAGAGUUUAUUUUUAAUGAAAUAUGUACAGGCCAGAUAGGCAUUUUGGAAGCUUUAGGCUCUGUAGGUGUUAAAUGGCAAAGUCUGCUAUGAACCUGUGGUAACUUCAUGCAAGUAGGUAUCCAAGAAAUUCUAAUGGCCCUAAUGUACUAAAGGCGACAAUCUAUUUUGUGCCCAUAUUAUUGUAAACUUCUGCACAUCGCUCACGACACUGAGUAUUCACUCUUCAGAUCGCUUGUUUCAUAGCUUACCCCAGAGGAUUAAAGAUAAACUGGGUCUCAACCCUUCAUUCCGUGUCUGUAAUUUUCCUCUCUCGUAACUCAGUGUAACUGGGGCUUGGAGUGUGCGAAGGCUGGCGUAUGUCUUACUUGUUUCAAUCUGUUGCAGAGUGUACCAAAGCUAAGCAAUACCUAUGCCUUUUAAUUUCAGACCACGUCCAUGACAACAAGACCUAACAUCAAACGUGGCACUGAUUUAAAAUUACCAAGGGAGUGGAAAAACAUUUACGUACUACAGAUUUUUUUCUUCUUCUUCCUCCUCUUUCUCCUCCUCUCUCUCUUUUGAGGCAAAAGUCAGAUGAACAGGAUCAUUCUUGUAAACUUUUUAUUUGUGUUUUGGCUAUCAAAUAUGGAAUUAUACAAGGACCUUAGGGCCCAUUACAACAUCUUUUAUGGAGAUUGCAUUUGGUACGAACUGUCAUAAUUACACAGGGCUAGUACCCUUCAAGUAAAACUUGCAACAUGAAACCAAUAAAUCUUUAUCAGUAAUGACAUUAGAGGGGUGCUGUACUCAUUGCCUGUGCUUUCUUUUCUGAAUCGGUCUUCAAGAGUGCUCAGAGAGGAGGUUGCUGUGUAGAACACUGUUUAUAAAAUCUUUUCUUACAUUCUAUACUGAAAAGCUUGAGAAUACAGCUUUAUUUGAGAACAAAAAUUCUAGAACUUGCUGUUGGGCAAGGGAGACCAUUUCUCACUCUGUACUAAGGUGAAAUGAGCCAAAUUCCUAAAGCGAUAUUUAAGAAAAAGAAACCUAUAACACACUUUUACUUUCCAGCCAGUUGACGUUGGGAAAUUGAAAGCGACAGUUGAAAAAUGUGUUCAAAUUUCCGCAGCUAAUUUUAAGAUGCGAUAUCCCGGCUUUGUUUUGCUUGGAUGCACAUUCUCGAUGGGACGUGAAAGCAUGUCACUGGCAAGCCGGAGCUGUUGUGAACUCGAAGAGCCUGACUUCCUGUCUUGAGCAAAUCCUUGUAGCCCUCUGUGGUCCAAGCUGGAGCACGUGGUGACGGACCCUGCUGGCGAGCAUUAGGGAAGAGCUGAAGGUCUUUGGAACUGAAAGACAUCUCAGAGAGAGGACCCCGAAGCUCUGUGAAGUAGUUGAUAGGAUAAAGAGCAGAAUGUCCUCCUUAUGCACACUCUUUGGACCCCCCUUUCAGUUUCUAAACAGGUGCUGUAUCGAGUUUUGAGCAGUGUUCUUCUUUGUUAUUUAAUUCUUUGCUGCUAAGAUGUAUACAUAUUCAGACUUCCAUUUCCCAAAAGCAUUUAUUUUAUUUUUGCUGAAAAGGAUUCAGUGUUUUGACCACAGGAAAGAACUAGGUUCAUAGGAAGUCAUAGCUGCAAUAUCUGAAGAGAUUUUAAAAGAGAGCCAUUAAUAGUCACAGCCUAGUAGGCGUUCCAGAAAAUCAGCUCAGAAGAAAGAAAAAUAACUGUGCAAAAACUAAAAAUUUAUAUGCAUUCCCAGAAAAUGCUACUCUAAUGUCUAUUUUUGAACUUUGUUUUGGUACUUUUUUUUUUUUUUGCAAACUAUUGUGUGCUUUUGGUAACCAGUACAAUAAACUGUAAUGGUCUGUAAAUAAAUAAAUAUUGAUGUAUGCGAUUUAUGUAAACAGGCACUGUGGGAGAGAAGAUGGCUCAGGGUUUCUAUGUGAGUACCACCCUGGGAAGUAGACAAAUCAUUCUCAGUGUUGGGUUCGCAUCCUAUUCGGUUCCUGCUAUAAGAGCUGCAAAGCCUGCUGGAUGGCAGCCCCAAGCUACUGUGGGCUGGGUGAUUCCAGCCCACAAACAGAUGCUCAGAUAGCCAAACGACUCUCUUGUUGGUGCCAACGCUGGCAUCAUGGUCAAAGACUUAGCCAGGGUGGACUGACCCACCUUCCCAUCUGCCAUGCAAAUGUCCCCAAGCAGCACUGAAGGACAUGCCAGGUCAGCACUGGGGAACCUGCCCUGCCAGGUCCUGCUUUGUGGAUAAAAUACGGCUUCAGUGGGUGGCAUCUUCACCA